AUGGCGCUGGAUGGACCCAGCAACUAUGUGGCUCCGAAUGGCCUGACGGAGGCUUCGGAGUCUCUGCCUAUCUUCGAUGUGCAGCGGGUACAGCUGCAAUUCGACAUCGCAGCGGAUUUCGUUGCUGCCCAGGUCGCGAACAACGUGCUCAUUCUGGCACUCUCAACAGGGAGAAUCCUUAGAAUUGACCUCGACUCUCCAGAAGAUAUUGAUGACAUUGAUCUGCCUAAGAAGUCGUCCGAGACCGGUUUGAUUCAGCGCAUGUUUCUGGAUCCGUCGGCAUCACACCUCAUUAUAACAACGACGCUCGGGGAGAAUUACUACCUUCACACGCAAUCGCGCCAGCCAAAGGCGCUAUCUCGUCUCAAGGGUGUUUCUAUUGAAAGCGUGGCAUGGAACCCGUCUCUCCCUACAGCUUCCACCCGUGAGAUUCUCCUAGGCGCAACAGAUGGAAGUGUCUACGAGACAUACAUUGAACCGUCAACCGAGUUCUAUCGGCGCGAGGAGAAAUAUGUCACUGUGGUGUACAGGGUGCUGGAUGGCUCUCCCGUGACGGGCAUCAGCGCUGAGCUGGUCCCGUCGAACCCAGAGUCGAGACAAGUAAUGCUGGCGACAUGUGGGAGGCUGAUUUACUUCUUGGGCCGGGUGGUUGCUGCAACAAGGCACGGUCGAGAUGCGGGUGGAUCCAUAUACGCUGAUCUCUUCCAACGCGAGACCGCCCUAAUUCACGAGAGCGCAAACUCCUCAAGCUCUGCGCCGUCUUCGCUGAUGGUCAACUCAUCGUCGAUUGCGGGCAGCCACCAGACCGACAGCCAAGCAGAGAAAGAAUUCGCAUGGUUGAACGCGGAGGGAAUUUACCAUGGUCCGCUCUCUGCAGGUAACCCGUUUGACAAUGCGAAAAUGCUUCCUCGGUCAAAAUAUCCCGCGACUCUUUCCGCUCGAGGAGUGAGGAAGAUGAUACAAGACCCCAUUACUGCAAUGACACUCACUCGUUGGCAUGUCCUGGCUCUUGUCGAGGGGCGCGUGGUCGCGGCUAGUCGUUUGAAUGAGGAAAUCGUGUAUGAUCAGGCCGUGCUGGAACCUCGGCAAAGCUCGCUGGGGCUUUUGGCCGAUCUUACUCAGAAUACCUACUGGCUUUUCACAAGCAAGGCGAUUUAUGAAGUCGUAGCCAACGACGAGGACAGGGAUGUUUGGAAGGUCCUUCUCAAGGGGAAUAAAUUCGAUGAGGCACUCCAGUAUGCUCAUGGCUCUGCCCAGCGUGACGCUGUCCUCAAGGCAUCUGGUGACUACUUGGCGGAAAAGGGCAAUUACCUCGAAGCUGCCAAGGUCUGGGGUAAGAGCAGCAAAGGGUUCGAAGAAGCUUGUCUCGCAAUGGUGGACAACAAGGAAUAUGAUGCGCUUCGGAAGUACCUGCUAUCGCAACUCUCGACAUACAAAAAAGCGUCUGUUAUGCAGCGGCUUAUGGUUGCAAGUUGGCUUGUGGAGCUAUUCAUGUCCAAGUUGAAUGAUCUGGAUGACAGUAUUGCCACCAAAGCGGAAUUGACCGAGGGAGCGACUGAGGGCCAAGUCCAAAAUCAGCUGGAUGAAACGCAGGCUGAAUUUCAAGACUUUGUAACGCGACACAAGUCUGAUCUCGAUAAAAAGACCGUCUACGAUAUUAUCAGCAGUCAUGGCCGUGAACAGGAGCUUCUUUUCUUUGCGACCACUAUCAAUGACCACAAUUAUGUCCUAUCUUAUUGGAUUCAACGAGAAAAGUGGACGGAAGCCUUGAAUGUUCUCCAACGCCAAAGCGAGCCCGACGUGUUCUACAAGUAUAGCAGCGUGCUGAUGACGCACGCUGCAACCGGACUGGUGGAAAUCUUGAUGCGGCAGACGAAUCUUGAUCCUGAACGCCUCAUUCCCGCCAUGUUGAACUAUAACAAGACAGCCAACGUCUCCCUCAGUCAAAAUCAGGCGGUGCGAUAUCUGAACUUUAUCAUAGUCAAUCAUCCCAACCCCUCGGCUGCGGUUCACAACACUUUGAUCUCGAUUCAUGCUUCCAGCUCAUCAACGUCCGAGUCCGGGUUGCUCAACUAUCUGCAGUCACAGUCGUCCUCACCUCCUCGGUACGAUGCAGAUUUCGCGCUCCGGCUUUGCAUCCAACACAAGCGCGUGCAGUCCUGUGUCCAUAUAUACAGCGCCAUGGGCCAGUACCUGCAGGCAGUUGAACUGGCUUUGGAAAGCAACGAUAUUGAGUUGGCGGCGAUUGUGGCCGACCGACCUGAGGGUAAUGACAAGCUUCGAAAAAAGUUGUGGCUACUUGUAGCCGAGAAAAAGAUCCAACAACCUGGCACGGGCAUCAAGGACGCAAUUGAGUUUCUUCGGCGCUGCGAACUUUUGCAUAUCGAGGAUCUGAUUCCAUUCUUCCCGGAUUUUGUCGUGAUUGACGAUUUCAAGGAUGAGAUUUGCACUGCACUCGAGAUAUACUCGCGUCACAUCGACGAGCUGCGACAGGAGAUGGACAACUCGGCUCAGACUGCGCAUCAGAUCCGCUCGGAAAUCGCCCACUUGGACACACGAUAUGCGGUUGUGGAACCUGGUGAGAAAUGCUGGAUUUGCUCGCUACCUCUCCUAAGCCGUCAGUUCUUCGUCUUCCCUUGUCAGCAUGCUUUCCACAGUGACUGUCUUGGCAAAGAGGUCUUGGAGGGAGCAGGGGGUAAGAAGAAAUAUAUUCGAGACUUGCAGGCGCAGAUGAGCACGGGGGAUCUUGCACCGACGCGAAGGGAGGAAAUUGUCAAAGAGUUGGAUGGACUGAUCGCGGAGGCCUGCAUACUCUGUGGAGAUCACGCCAUCAAACAGAUCGAUAAGCCUUUCAUCAGCUCCUCGGAUGCCGUCGAUGAGUGGGCUCUCUAA
Molecule: messenger RNA, 2892 nt
Organism: Penicillium diatomitis
Lineage: Eukaryota; Fungi; Ascomycota; Eurotiomycetes; Eurotiales; Aspergillaceae
Product: vacuolar protein sorting protein DigA
Exons: 3
Coding region: 1-2892 (963 amino acids)
Biological process (GO): vacuole organization; vesicle-mediated transport; intracellular protein transport
Cellular component (GO): HOPS complex; endosome
Molecular function (GO): protein-macromolecule adaptor activity
Source: RefSeq, a predicted model, not a curated record